AGUUAUAGCUUCUAGAAUGUACGAGAACACAUGUGAUGCAAUCGUUCAGUAUUCUCCAAUCAUAUUCGUCGAUUUGCCGGCAAAUCAUUCCGUACUUUUUACUGUACAAUUCUCUAUAUCCAAAUCAACACCAUCUUGUGUCAGAUUUUAUAUCUCGUGUAAUGUCUCGUUGUUACGUAACGUGUAUACUGGGUUCUUACUCCAAAUCAAUAAAAACGUGGUGGGGCAAAGAAGUAUAGAGGGGAAUUGGGAAUCUUCGAGAAAAGCGGAGAGGCUUGCUCGGCUGCUGCACAUAGAUAGUACAACGUGGUUGAACUGCGAGUGCACGAUCUCUGUCUAUCGUAGAAAUUUGAAAUUUUAGAAACAAUG
Bombus impatiens (common eastern bumble bee) is the source of this 369-nucleotide messenger RNA. RefSeq lists its product as uncharacterized. Bases 17 to 361 code for a protein of 114 amino acids. Lineage: Eukaryota; Metazoa; Arthropoda; Insecta; Hymenoptera; Apidae. The record is from RefSeq and is a predicted model, not a curated record. The transcript is spliced from 2 exons.